This is a messenger RNA of Schistocerca gregaria, 3888 nucleotides long. It is a transcript of the gene Traf-like, whose product is annotated as TNF receptor-associated factor 3. Bases 531 to 2000 code for a protein of 489 amino acids. Gene Ontology annotation, biological process: positive regulation of JNK cascade; protein K63-linked ubiquitination; regulation of canonical NF-kappaB signal transduction. Gene Ontology annotation, cellular component: plasma membrane signaling receptor complex; cytoplasmic side of plasma membrane. The record is from RefSeq and is a predicted model, not a curated record. Lineage: Eukaryota; Metazoa; Arthropoda; Insecta; Orthoptera; Acrididae. The transcript has 10 exons. Gene Ontology annotation, molecular function: zinc ion binding; ubiquitin protein ligase binding; tumor necrosis factor receptor binding.
GUCCUUGGCACGCUGUCGGGCGAGCGCGCGGGAUCAGCAGCAGCAGCAGCAGCAGCAGCAGUGCGGCCCCACUGCGCCGCUGUCCGACAACAAAUCGCCCGCUCCGCCUCGAUCACCUGGCAGCCAAUCGGCCCGCAUCCCGCUAUCACCAGCUCGGCUGCCGCCGGGCCGCGCAGGCUAUCAGCGACUCGCGGACCACCAGUGCAGCCAGCAAUUGCCGCCCAUCUGUGCCUUCUUUCACUGUAGAGAAACUUAUCGCAGCGUUCGUGGUACGCUCAGGUGUGUUCCGCCGAUAAGACUCGCAUACAGUUGCUCUCCGUUCGUCUGGCGGAUACGUGUGACCUUUUUCUCCGUUGACGUCUGAUUUUGACUCCGAGUUCCACCAACUGGCCGUUAGAACUGCUCUGAAGUGUCAAAUCAGGACUACUCCCAAAUACGACUUCUGCCUCCUAGACUGGUAAAGGAUUCAACUCCAGGGACCAGACGGCGGUCUUCCCUGGACGUGAGGCCCUCGGCAGAGGCGCACCGACAUGAGCGGGAACCCGUGGACGGCGGCGUCCGCCUGCCCCUACUGCGGCCGCCAGCUACCUUCCUCGCACUUGCAGAUCCACCUGGACGAGUGUGACCUGGCGCUGGAGAAAUGCCCCAACUCGUGUGGAGUAUCAGUUCAGCGACGCUACAAGUCGUUACACUUGAAGAACGAGUGCCUGCUGCGACCGCCGUCGCUGCAGCGGCCGGCUACGGCGACGCUGCUGAUGAGCUCCGGUGUGGGCGGCGGCGUCGGAGGCGGCGCCGGGACUGCGGGGGGCCGCGGAACGGACGCGCCGGCGCCCGACGUGCUGGCGGCGGAGCUGGCCAAGCUGCGCAGCGCGCUCGACGAGGAGCGCCGCCUGCGCGGCGUCGCCGUCGCGGAGUUCCGCCAGCGCUGCGACGCGCUCGACCAGUGGAACAAGAAGCUCGUCCAGGUGCUCGCCGCCUUCAAGGACUCGCUGCGACGGGAGGCGGAGCAGUGGCGCCGUGACGCGGUGCUGGCCGCCGCUACGUCGGCCGCGGCCACCGCCAGCGCCGCCCCGCCGGUUGCCGCCCCCGCAGACGUGGAGGCGGCGAAGGCGGCGCUGGGCGCCCUGGGCGAGCAGCUGGAGGCGGAGCGCGCGCAGCGGCUGCGCUCGGAGGGCGAGUACGACGAGCAGCUGGCCAGGCUCAGCGGCGCCGUGGCCACCGCCAGGGACCUGCACAGCGCGCUGGAGGAGCGCUACACGGAGCUGGUGUCGUCGUGCGAGCGCCUGACGCUGGAAGUGGAGGAGCUGGCCCGCUCCCAACUGCUGGAGGGCGACGCCUGGAGGGCCGAGGUGCGGGGAGAGCGCCGCCUCGGCGCAGAGAGGGCAGACGCCCUGCGACAGGAACUGCAGGCGGUGAAGAAACGGAUGGAAGAGGAGAAUGUGGCGUUGAGCGGCGUCUGGGGCGACCAAGAGGUGCGGCUGGAGCGGCUGGAGAACAGAGUGGCCUCACUGGCCUCCAGGCUGGCCGACAUGGACCAGCAGCUGGUCCAGCAGCAGGACAUCAGGCACGCAGUCCAGGUGCCAGGUCGCCUCCUAUGGAAAAUAACGGAGUUCGACCAGAAAAUGGCAGACGCCAAGGAACAUGACACCGUUCUUCAUAGCCCUAUAUUUUUCAGCCAACAGUUUGGACACAAGUUAAGGCUGGAAGUUCACCUAAAUGGAGUGGGCCACUGGAAGGGCCGCAACAUGAUCGUGGGCUUGCAAGUACUGCCGGGGGACUGGGACGCCCUGCUGCCGCAGCCAUUCAACCGCAAAGUGUCCGUCACCCUGAGGGACCAGGCCCCCAACUCGGAGCAGGCAAACAACCUGAUGAAAAUUUUGAAGGCUGGAACAACCAAAGAAGAUCCUGCUGGUUACCACCAGUUCUUCCCUCACAAGACGAUGCAGCAGUUCAAUUACAUCAAAGAUAACGCUAUAUACCUUGAAGUCACUGUAGAGUAACAUAUCCAAGUGCAUUUCCACGUGAACCGAGUGCAUUGGUGGAAUCGCUUGUUUUUAAAUGGAUAAUUUAACUUUACAGAUUUCUCUAUUUGACCGCGUAAUGCGAAUGUUUUGUUAUUGUAACAUAUAUAAAACAAUCGUUUUGAUUGAUUUCAAUUGACGCGUCAGCAACAACGGAGAAGUCUAAGGCCAUGUGAGACACAUUCUAUAUAGCAAGUACGGGUAGUUCUUUAUGAUUCUAAUGUUUAUAAUGACAAAGAAUCAUGAAUGAUCUGAAUUUUAUUUAAUAGUAUUGAAAGAGCAGUUGCUACAAAAUGAAACCACUAGACACCUUCAUUCAAAGGUGAUCUCCUGCAGUAGACUAGAUUAAUUACGGAAUGAUGAUGCCGAAAGAUGACUGAAGAUUCGUAUGGUGAAGAAUAUCCAUGUGUUAAAAAAGUCAUCUAACGGAAGCCAUUCUUACUUUAUUUCCUCUUAACAAUAGCCCAGCUGUAGUGAUUCCUCACGCAGGAUUAAUUUUGUGGAACAACGUUAAUCACGCCAUCUUUUUUUAUAAGCACAGCAAACAGCUAAGAACACUGACUUUCUUGCAUCCCAUUCCUCCAUUCUGUCUACGUUUUUAAUGUUGUCGAAGAUGGAGUACGUGACACAAUCAAGAUAGUUGAUUACACUACAGGAAUUCUCUACUCAAGACUUUUGCUUUUGCAGCUGAGGCCAACGAUUCCUCGGUCUGUGUGCGAUGCUGAAUUUUCAGUGACAACACUGCUCGCUUUUCGAAUCACGUCCAUCGCGAAUAUUAAGAAAGCGACACAAUACUUAUUAGUACCCAACAUAAAUUCUCCAGCCGGGGAAUCAAGUAGCUUCAGUUUAUGAAAUCGACAGAUUGUACUUAUUUCUUUAUUAGUAGUAGCCUAUCACGAACUACAAAUGAUUUCAAUCUUUUUAGUCUGUCUUCAGCAUGCAUUCAGGUAUGUGUUUUAUUCUGCCGAAAAUUUUCUUUACAGGUGCAUGUAGCAGUAUGUUUGUUCUAACAAGGAACUUUCUCAUAUCCUAGGAUCAAACUUUCGCUGCUCUGUAGGAAACCAAUGCCCUUCGUGUUCGUCAUAAACAAGUGGUCUCUCAUAUUGAUUUAUCUCCGUAACUUCACUGCGGGCCGUUGAGUACCCACACACAACAUUCAUGUUGUUUAGUGGCUUGUGUGUAAAGGCACCCAUAUGACUUCAGAGUAAAGCAACCAAGAGGACACGUAUUAGAGUGCAUCAACAUAAAGAUAUUGAACAGUUCAACAUUGCUCCUCAAAUGAUGAUGUAAUUUCCUUCUAUGCAACGAAAAGGAUUAUUAUGAUAGAAGAAUAUACACACGGAAAGCAUCUUAUAAACUUGACUAAACUGCUUUAGAUUUCGUUCUCCGUGUGUUUUAACUUAUAUUUAAUUUUAUAUUGAAGUUCAGUGUCUGCUGAGAUUCGAUCCAUAACUUGGGGGACUGUUGUAGAGCAUUUACUGGUAAUUGUUUUGUCAGAAUAGUCCAAGAGGAAAAAAGGAACUGUUCUCAAUAAUAAAAUGUCAUAAUGUUUAUUUAAGAAGAAUGAAAUGAACCGUGAAACAAAUAAAAGCGAAAUACAUAUAUUUGAGCAUAGAAACGUUAGCAUUGUGUAUAUUAUUAUUUAGAGCAAUAUUCUGUUGUUAACCCGUAUUGCUUUCGUCUGCGGUUACCAAUUUUAAUUAACGUUUCAUAUCCAUGACUAUGCAAUGAAAGUGUACUUCUCUGAAAGAUAUUUUGAAAUAGCUUUACAGCACUAGCAAUUGUAACGAAGUAUUGACAUUGUUGUAUUUGACACCUAAGAACUGAUGUAUCUUAUAAUAAAAACCUUUCUUGUACAGUGUCAGUA